Messenger RNA from Leptidea sinapis, 1869 nucleotides. RefSeq lists its product as uncharacterized. Lineage: Eukaryota; Metazoa; Arthropoda; Insecta; Lepidoptera; Pieridae. The coding region runs from base 57 to 1841 and encodes 594 amino acids. The record is from RefSeq and is a predicted model, not a curated record. The transcript has a single exon.
UAAUAAUAUAUAGUGAAAUAUAUGAUUGCUGAUUAUGUAGACUAGAUAAAAUCUAGAUGGUUUUUACUUUGUCAUUUCUAAUAUUAUCUAAAGAUUUACCUUAUUUUGUACCAAUUUUCUCCAUUGUGAUGGAAGAUGGUUAUUGUACAAUCAAUGUUAAAAGACCAGAAAUAGUUAAGCUGAAAAAAUUUUCUAUUGACCCAGUUCCAUCCAAAAAGCUUCCAACCAACCGUAAAAAUAGCCUAAGAAAUCAAAGAACACCCUUAAUAAGCUCUGAAAUAAAAACAGUACCAGUACAAGAACCACUCAGUGUUAAGAAAUUGAAAAGACCAGAAAUUUUAUUGCCACUUAAACUAUUUUUAAAGCAGCAAGACUCGGAUGUAUUUGAAAAGCGCACCGCAAUAUCUAUAUACGAAAGACAUAAUAUUAAAACUGCUGACUUAUGUAAGCGAUUAUACAUUGAACAUCCAUCUAAUGAAGUAAACACGGUGACUGAUAUUGAUGGUUGUUUUUUUAAUAUAAUUGAAAACAGACCAAUAAAUUUACAUGUGCCAAUAUAUAAGUCUUACAAAUCAAUGUUAAGUGAUUAUUUUAGAGCUCGUUUUGAUAUUGGCAACAUUAAUGAUCGUAUACUAAAUAUUGAACUAAAUCAAAGAAGAGAACUCGCCACACACGAUUUAACUAUACAAAGAUUUACUAACCAGGCUCGAUCUUUCGAUAAAUUUAUUUCAGAAGACUAUCAUAGGUCUAUGCUUCUUUUAACAAAAUGUGAACUGUUAGAAAAUGAAGUUGACAGUAAAAUCCUGGAGCUACAAAAUCUAGCAACUCAAAGGUUUAGUAAUAUAUCACGUAUAAUCGGAUUAGACUAUAAAUACAGCCAACAGCAAAAAUAUGGAAGGUUUUUGUAUUAUUUAUCGCCUCCCACCUGGCGCUUGAAAAACAGGGAAUUUGCGAGAUCAAUUGAAAUAGAAACUAAGGGUUUUGACUUUGGUGAUAGUAGCGAAGAAGACACAUUUACCAUCAUCUUUGAAAAAUUACGAAAAAUUUGUUACGGAACGCCAAUCAACCCAGUACUAUACUUUACAAAGCCUGACCAACUUAUUGAGGUUUUUAAUGCGAUGGAGAACCAGCAAUUGCAUUAUUUUUCUCAUGUUACUCAUUUGACACCUUUCAAGCACAUCUUGAGAGACGAAUUAAAAACAUUGAGAGAAAUAAUGAUACAAGACAGCGCUACAGUUCGUAAUUAUAUUACAAAAAUUGAAAAGGUUUUGGCUGUUAGCGAAGAAAAAAGUUCCCUUUUACAGGCUAAGUUUUAUAAAAUACUUAACGGUAUGUUUUACGACAGUGUUGGCUCAAUAGAUGUUCUGAAACUAACGCUACAUUUAGAGUUUUGUUUUGAGAAAGUGCUUCGUGAUAAACCCACUAAUUUGGAUAUUGUAACAAUGGCCAGAGCUCUUGAAAAUUUUUACUUGGAGUAUUCUUACCGUUUAGAUGCUAUACAAAACGGUAGUGUUCGUCGAGCAAUGGCUAAAUGUGAGCAGAAUGAAAGGCAUAAAUAUAUUCGAGCUAAAUGUGCUGCAAAUGAAUUACGGUUAUUUAACAGACUCGAAAAACAACUAUAUCGAGCGUAUGGUUUAAACUACAGCAAUCGAUAUAAACCACAAUUUUUUGAACGCAAGCCAAAAAUGACAAAUAACAUUCAACCCUGCACCCACGAAGAGAAAAGUAAUGUGACAUUAACAGCGGCAGAGAUUGAAUAUCUAAAACUUUUCACUGACUGGACGGAACAUGAUGAUCCCGCUAGAUACUUCCAAGUUAGCCCGCGUGGUGAGAAAAGCUAAAUGUUAUGGAUUAGACAUUCAGGUGUAU